GUCUGCUCCCUAGCCUCCCUUCCUCCUCCGCUUCGCCUCCUCCCUCCCUCGCUCACCAACCAAACCACCUCGGGCCCAAAAACCAACCACCCUCCAAUGGCCGCGCCCGUGUCGCAGCCGCCGGUGGCCGCCAGAGCGUCCUCGCGGUUCGCACCCCGCGGGCUCGGAUCCUUCCCGGAACCCGCCCCCGUCUCCCUCCGCUUCUCCGUCGGCCGCCGCCACCGAGCCGCUCGCCUAGAGGUGAAGGCGACUGGAAAUGUCUUCGGGAACUACUUCCAGGUUGCAACUUAUGGAGAGUCCCACGGAGGUGGUGUUGGCUGUGUCAUCAGUGGUUGCCCACCAAGAAUUCCACUCACUGAGGCAGAUAUGCAAAUAGAACUCGAUCGAAGACGUCCAGGCCAGAGUAGAAUAACUACCCCGAGAAAGGAGACUGAUACAUGCAAAAUUCUUUCAGGGACACAUGAAGGGAUGACCACUGGUACGCCAAUUCAUGUCUUUGUCCCAAAUACAGAUCAAAGAGGCGGCGAUUACAGUGAAAUGGCUAAGGCGUACAGGCCUUCGCACGCAGAUGCAACUUAUGAUUUCAAAUACGGUGUUAGAGCUGUGCAGGGAGGCGGAAGGUCAUCGGCCAGAGAAACCAUUGGAAGGGUGGCUGCAGGAGCUCUUGCAAAGAAGAUUCUUAAGCUCAAAUCUGGAGUAGAGAUCUUGGCGUUUGUUUCCAAAGUACAUCAAGUCGUACUUCCAGAAGAUGCAGUUGAUUAUGAAACCGUAACCUUGGAACAGAUAGAGAGCAACAUUGUUAGAUGUCCUGAUCCAGAAUAUGCAGAGAAGAUGAUCGCUGCAAUUGAUAAAGUACGAGUUAGAGGGGAUUCGAUUGGUGGGGUGGUCACAUGCAUUGCAAGAAAUGUUCCUCGUGGGAUCGGCUCUCCUGUAUUUGACAAACUUGAAGCUGAACUGGCAAAAGCUAUGCUUUCUCUUCCUGCAAGCAAAGGGUUUGAGAUUGGUAGUGGGUUCGCUGGUACUGACUUUACUGGAAGUGAGCAUAAUGAUGAGUUCUAUAUGGAUGAGGCUGGAAAUGUGAGAACACGAACUAAUCGUUCAGGCGGUGUACAGGGAGGGAUAUCAAAUGGUGAAAUUAUAUACUUCAAAGUAGCGUUUAAGCCAACAGCAACUAUUGGGAAGAAACAAAAUACUGUGUCAAGGGAGCAUCAAGAUAUUGAACUUUUAGCAAGGGGCCGUCAUGACCCAUGUGUUGUCCCUCGAGCUGUUCCUAUGGUGGAAUCCAUGGCCGCGUUGGUCAUCAUGGACCAGCUUAUGGCGCAUAUUGCCCAGUGCGAGAUGUUUCCACUGAAUCUUGCCCUACAAGAACCAGUCUCUGCCAGCAGUGCAUCUGAAUUGGCACCAAACCUAUCAUAAUGUCUGUCUUGGAACAAAAUUCCAUGGAUUUUUACCCUCAAGUUUUCUUUCUUGUCAGACAUAAUUCUUGGCUUUGCUAAGCAAUUUGCAGUUUUGCACCAACCCUGCAUGCUAGCAUACACCCUCGAGUAUUGUACCCUAGAUAUCCAACAGCGAAUAUCAAGAUAGAAGUGCAUUCAUGUUUUGUGAUGUGUAGUAUAACAAGUUGCGCAGGACAUGUACCCUUUUUGUGAGAUGAUUCGUGAUAUGCAGUUGUUUGAGCAAUAAAGAAUCUUUUUUCA
Phragmites australis (common reed) is the source of this 1697-nucleotide messenger RNA. Its product is annotated as chorismate synthase 2, chloroplastic-like. The transcript is spliced from 13 exons. The coding region runs from base 97 to 1416 and encodes 439 amino acids. Gene Ontology annotation, cellular component: cytosol. NCBI's taxonomy places the organism in Eukaryota, Viridiplantae, Streptophyta, Magnoliopsida, Poales, Poaceae. Gene Ontology annotation, molecular function: chorismate synthase activity; FMN binding. The record is from RefSeq and is a predicted model, not a curated record. Gene Ontology annotation, biological process: aromatic amino acid biosynthetic process; chorismate biosynthetic process.